GGUGAAGGUACUGGGACCGAGGUUGAACGGAACUCCCUGUUCUCGCGGGAGCUAGAGGCGGGACUGCCACGUCCGAGCAAACCGGGAAAGGAGAGGAUUCCGGAGCCGCGUGAUGGCCAGAGGCCUGGGGGUCCCCCACUGGGUGGCCGUGGGACUGCUGAUCUGGGCGGCCUUGGGGCUGCUAGUAGCCGGACACGGGGGUCAUGGCGACCUGUACGAAGACCUGCACGAGGACUUCCAGGGCCACAGCCACAGGCACUCACAUGAGGAUUUCCACCAUGGACACAGCCAUGCCCCUGGCCACACUCACGAGAGCAUCUGGCAUGGGCAUACCCACGGUUACGACCAUGGGCAUUCACAUGAGGAUUUGCACCAUGGCCAUAGUCAUAGCCACUCUCAUGAGAGCCUCUACCACCAAGGACAUGGACAUGAUCAUGAGCACAGCCAUGGAAUCUAUGAGGAGUCUGGGGCUCCAGGCAUCAAGCAGGACCUGGACACUGUCACUCUCUGGGCCUAUGCACUGGGGGCCACAGUGCUGAUCUCUGCAGCUCCAUUUUUCGUCCUCUUCCUUAUCCCCGUGGAGUCAAACUCCCCUCGGCACCGCUCUCUGCUCCAGAUCUUGCUGAGUUUUGCUUCAGGUGGGCUCUUGGGAGAUGCCUUCCUGCACCUCAUCCCUCAUGCUCUGGAACCUCAUUCUCACCACCCUCUGGAGCAGCCUGGACAUGGACAUUCCCACAGUGGCCAGGGCCCCAUUCUGUCUGUGGGACUGUGGGUCCUCAGUGGAAUUGUCGCCUUUCUCGUGGUGGAGAAAUUUGUGAGACAUGUGAAAGGAGGACAUGGACACGGACAUGGACACGCUCACAGUCACACACAUGGAAGACAGGAGCGUCCUUCAAAGGAGAAACAGAGCUCAGAGGAAGAAGAAAAGGAAGCAGGGGGGUCGAGGAAGAGCAGAGGAGGGAGCACAAGGCCCAAAGACAGGCCAGUGAAACCUCAGAACUCUGAAGAGGAAAAAGCAGGUUCAGACCUACGUGUAUCAGGGUACCUGAAUCUGGCUGCUGACCUGGCACACAACUUCACGGAUGGUCUGGCCAUUGGUGCUUCAUUUCGAGGGGGUCGGGGACUGGGGAUCCUGACCACAAUGACUGUUCUGCUACAUGAAGUGCCCCAUGAAGUUGGGGACUUUGCCAUCUUGGUCCAGUCUGGCUGCAGCAAAAAGCAGGCGAUGCGUCUACAGCUACUGACGGCAAUAGGGGCACUGGCAGGCACAGCCUGUGCCCUCCUAACUGAAGGAGGGGCAGUGGGCAGUGAAGUUGCAGGUGGCACAGGUCCUGGCUGGGUUCUGCCAUUCACUGCAGGUGGCUUUAUCUACGUAGCAACGGUGUCAGUGUUGCCUGAGCUGUUGAGGGAGGCAUCACCAUUGCAAUCACUUCUGGAGGUGCUGGGGCUGCUGGGGGGAGUUGUCAUGAUGGUGCUGAUUGCCCACCUUGAGUGAGAGGUGGGGUAAACCAGCCCCACCCCAGCCCCAAACCUCUAGCCUCUAAGCCCUCCAGGUCAGGGGUCUGUGGAAGUUGGGGGCCCUGGCCUGGGACAUCUGCCAAAGGAGGGAGUUGUAUCCUAGGGAGGUGGCGACUUUGGCUUGAAAGCUAUCAACAUUUGGCAGUCUUACAGGGGCUGCAGAGGUGAGAAUGACAGCCCAGAGGGACCAUAGUGUUGGGCAUGAGCUGACCAUGUUGUUGGGUUUGGGGGCUAAGUGGGGCCAUGAAGAAGGCUGGAAGAGAGAGGAGUCAUGGCAGCCUACCCCAUAUCCCCCACCCCACCUAUUCACAGAGGACCAAGCUGCCACACACUGGCUUCUCCAGGGUCCACCUCCCUCUCUCCCACCUGUUGGUGGAAACUCCAGGGAAGACCAGAGCCCUGAAGUGGGUAGCAGAAGUCGGGGAUAAACGUCAAUCGUGUGUCCUGAUUUGGGAGUGAUUGGGGGGGAGGGGGGCUAGUUGCUACUCUCAUGGCCUGAUUUUUUUUGUUUGUUUGUAUUCUUUUAUAUCACUGUUUGAAUGGAGGAGGAGGGGUGAUGACCGGAAAUAAAGUCCUUGGAUCUUCCGCUCCA
This is a messenger RNA of Balaenoptera musculus (blue whale), 2110 nucleotides long. RefSeq names its product solute carrier family 39 member 7 (gene SLC39A7). The coding region runs from base 113 to 1495 and encodes 460 amino acids. Gene Ontology annotation, cellular component: membrane. The record is from RefSeq and is a predicted model, not a curated record. Gene Ontology annotation, molecular function: zinc ion transmembrane transporter activity. The transcript has 8 exons. Lineage: Eukaryota; Metazoa; Chordata; Mammalia; Artiodactyla; Balaenopteridae. Gene Ontology annotation, biological process: intracellular zinc ion homeostasis; zinc ion transmembrane transport.